Messenger RNA from Aspergillus fischeri NRRL 181, 312 nucleotides. Its product is annotated as glutaredoxin family protein. The transcript has a single exon. NCBI's taxonomy places the organism in Eukaryota, Fungi, Ascomycota, Eurotiomycetes, Eurotiales, Aspergillaceae. The coding region runs from base 1 to 312 and encodes 103 amino acids. The record is from RefSeq and is a predicted model, not a curated record.
AUGUUCCCCACGAGAGCCCUCUUCUCCAAAGCUCGUGUCACGCUCUUCACCCGCGCUGGCUGCGGGCUCUGUGACACCGCCAAGCACGCCGUGACCCAGCUACACAAGCGGAGGCCCUUUGAUUACACCGAAUUAGACAUUAUGGCCCCCGAGAACAAGUCCUGGAAGGACGUCUACGAAUUCGAUGUUCCGGUUCUCCAUGUUCAAGCUGCCCUCGAGGAUCAACUCUCCGACCCGAAGAAGCUUUUCCACCGGUUCACGGAGCAGGAAGUCGAGAAUCUGGUCGAGGAGACAGAAAAAAUGAAGCCAUAG